Oncorhynchus gorbuscha (pink salmon) is the source of this 1420-nucleotide messenger RNA. RefSeq names its product prostaglandin D2 receptor 2-like. The transcript has 2 exons. Gene Ontology annotation, biological process: inflammatory response; phospholipase C-activating G protein-coupled receptor signaling pathway; positive regulation of cytosolic calcium ion concentration. The coding region runs from base 362 to 1420 and encodes 352 amino acids. NCBI's taxonomy places the organism in Eukaryota, Metazoa, Chordata, Actinopteri, Salmoniformes, Salmonidae. Gene Ontology annotation, molecular function: complement receptor activity; G protein-coupled receptor activity. Gene Ontology annotation, cellular component: plasma membrane. The record is from RefSeq and is a predicted model, not a curated record.
GAGAGAGAGAGAGAGAGAAGAGAGAGAGAGAUUUUGAAUGCAUCAAAAGAUUGAAUGCAUCAAAAGAUUCAUAGAGCGUAUCAGAACGACAAGGUUACAGUGAGGAAUGAAAAAUUAAGAUUUUUGUCUUCAAUCUGUCAAAAGCUUAUCAUCCCCUUGUUCAACUGACUAGCAGGUGUGACUGUAGGUGUGUCAGUGCGUUUGAAUGCACACCCAUCAUAACUACACUCAUCACAGCCAGCGCAACAAGUCUCCCAACGUGGACUCAGCACAAGAAACACUGUUGCAUCUCACAGUGGAGACAAAAUUCUCAGGAAUUCAGAGCCAAAGUGGACAAGGUGUCAGAACCAGAAUCUGAAAGAUGACCACUUCCAGCAGCCCUGUCUACUGCCCUCUCAUCCAGGCCAUGGUGAACGUAAGCAUGCCAUCCAACUCCUCGGCCAGGGUGGGGGCUUUGAGCCUGGUUACGGUGUGUCUCCACGGCCUGGUCUCCGCCUUCAGUAUCCUAGAGAACCUCCUCAUCCUGGGGGUGGUGGGCUUCCGCGUCCGCCGCACAGUCAUCAGUGUUUGGAUCCUCAACCUGGCUGCCUCGGACCUCCUUUCCACAGCCUCCCUCCCCUUCUUCACCAUCUUCCUGGCCCGUGGAGGCACUUGGACCCUGGGUACCACCUUCUGCAAGACCCACUCCUCCGUCUUCUUCCUCAACAUGUUCGCCAGCGCCUUCCUGCUGGCAGCCAUCUCCCUCGACCGCUGUCUGGUGGUGCUGAAGCCCGUCUGGGCCCAGAACCGGAGGAAUGUACGCCUGGUCGGAAGAGUGUGCGGGGUCAUCUGGGCCCUGGCAAUACUCUGUACACUACCGUACUAUCUGUUCCGGGAUACUAUUCGCCGACAUGACGGGCGGGUCAUGUGUUACUAUAACUACGCCCAGUACCUGGGAGUGAGGGAGUUUGACCUAAGAGAGCUGUGUGAGGCUCGCCAGGAUGCCCUGGCCUUCUCUAAGCUCCUCCUGGCCUUCAUACUUCCCCUGGUGGUCAUUGUGGGGAGCUACGUGUUGGUGAACAUUGGUAUCACGCGGCGUGGCCGCAGAAGGCGCUCUUUCCGCUUUGUGCGGCUAGUGGUAGCUGUGGUAGUGAGUUUUGUGGUCUGCUGGGCUCCGUACCACAUCUUCAGCGUACUGGAGGCUGCAGCCCAGUACCAACCCUCCCUCCGGGGCCUCGUGGCCCACGGCCUGCCCCCUGCCGCCAGUCUAGCCUUCCUCAACAGUGUGCUAAACCCCAUCCUCUAUGUGUUCAGCUGCCCGGAUUUGUGUGGUAAGAUCAGACAGUCUCUGGGAGCGGUGCUUGAGAGCGUGCUGGCGGAAGACCUAGGUGAGUUCUCACGGCAACGCAGCACCCGACACACCUCUAUCGGUGCUUCAUAG